GAGACCGACCCGCCGCUCGGGACGACCCGACUCGCGACCCCCAUGGACCUAUGGACGUUCUGCCUCCUCUUCGCUGCCGCGGGGGUGGCAGCGUCCGUGGAGGUCCACUUCGAGAACAAGGAUGGCGGCUUCUUCCUGAAACACACGCCUCGGCAGUACUACCCUUCGCAGCCGGAGACGUCGGCGGCGGCGGCGCCGCCGCCGCCGCCGCCGCCCGUCCUGGCGCCCGGCCCGGGCCCACCGGGGUCGGUCCUGUCCACCGACAAGUUCACCGUCUUCCAGACGAGCGAGCCGGCCUCGGUGAGGGCGACCUACGGGCCCUUCAGCACGAAGCAGACCGUGCCGGCCAGGUACAUCGUGCCCGACCCCCUGGACGCGCUGCCGGGGCCCGAGGUGCGGCGCAACCUGACCUCGACGGCCGCGCUGCUGGACGCGCAGGAGCUGGGCUCUCGACAUCUGGACAUGUCGGCCCACCUGGUCCGACCGAGCGUCCCUCGGGACUCGCCGGUCCUGCGAGUCCUCUUCCACGCCGGGAGCGAGGCGGGCGGCAGGCGGCAGGUGCUCGUCACCAGACACCAGAGGGUCUGCGUGGUCCUGCACGCCACGCUCAACGGCAGGAACCCCCUGACGGCCGCCUGCAGCCCGGACGGCGAGGACGGCGUGUGCCUGGCCCAGAUCACCGUCCCCGCCACCUGGUGGGCCCCCCUGCCGCCGCCGGACGCGUCGGGUAGAGUCAAGGUCGUCAAGACGCUGCCCCGGCUGGUGCAGGUCGCCUACUCGGUGCUGGAGCCCCGGACCGAGACCGACGGCGGCUGCCAGCCCAGGGUGCAGAUCCAGCCCGUCACUCCCCUGGGCCAGGUGCCGCUGACGCCCAACAAGUCCGCCUACAAGGAGCUCCGGAACGACGAGUUCCUCACCCUGCUGGUGCCCCACGGGCCGCUGUACCCCAGGUCCAGGCUGCACGUCCCGGUCUUCCUCCAUCCGCCCGGCGCCCAGGGGGUCCCCGUCGCGGGAGUCGUCCUCAGGGCCAGGGUGAAGUCGGGGGUGAAAAUCCUGGACGCCUCGUCGAGCAGCGUGGACUGGACCGUGGAGUCGCUGAUAAACCCGAAGAACACCGUGGCAACGUUUACGGCCAGACGCAAGGAGAACGUUUCCAGACCUCCCAGCACGUCCGCGGAGGAGAUCCUGACGAUGCUGCUGGAGGCGAGCGAGGAGGACGCCGGAGGGAGCUGGGACAGUGGUCGGAUCGUGUGGAGCGUCCGCUAUUUGUUGGAAGGCGAAGAGGAGAACGUCUCCUCGGCCGGGUCCGCUCCGAUCGGGCAGCAGCACCAUCACCACCACCACGUGGAGAGGAGGAAGCUGCAGGCGAGGCUGGAGAUCCAGAAGGACGACAUCCAGGCGGUCCUCCCGAUAUCCAAGAACUGGGAGGUGAUGAACACCGCGGUGCUGACCGGCAGGCAGGUGUCCCAGGCGAUGAAGGUGUUCAUCGUCAGCCAGGCCGGGAAGGUGGCCGACGUGACUCUGCAGUCGUCCUGCCACUCGGAGGACGAGAGCGUCCUCAAGGUGUCGUCGUCCUGCAGCAGCGUCUACGUUGACGGCUCGGAGAUAAAGGGGUCCAGCAAUGCCUCGGUACUGGUCAAGUACGGGACCUACUCGGGCCUCGCGAGGUUCACCGUGUGGAUGCCAGAGUUCCCGCUGGAGGUCGGAGUGGCCGACACGAGGUUGAGCCAGGUCAAGGGCUGGAAGGUGCCCGAGGAGCACUCCAUCGCCAAGAACAAGCGCAGUCUGAACGGGACCGAGGACGAAGUGGAGGACGAGGCGGAGGUCGAGGACGGGACCACCCGGACUCUGGAGAAGAGACGCGGACGCAGGCGGAGGACCGCCGCGGAGGAGGAUCGCUUCCGGGGGGAGAGGUGGGACGAAGGAGCCGGGAACGCGAUAGAUCGGGGUCCGAACUGCAGGUUGAGAUUCCAACAGAGCCCGGUCGAGGUCCACGCGAGGUUCGUCGCCACGGGGCACGACUCCGGCAGGGUCAGCUACUUCGUCAACCGGAGGACCUGGCUGAGGGUGACCGAUCUCGUGAUCGGGCUGCUGAGGGUGUCGGACCCGAGGGUGGCGACCCUCCAGGGCUGCACCGUACAGGGCAGAGGGGUCGGCAGGACCGAGGUGCAGGUCCUGUCGCCCAUCACCGGAAGGGUCGUCGGGGCCAAGGAGGUCAGGGUCGUCAGUGACAGGGUGUCCAUCGCGAGGCUGUCGGUCAGGGUGGUUUCUGGACUGCAGCUGACCAUCAGUCCCGACACCGCGAUCGAGAACGGAUACGUCGCGGAGACCUCGGUCACCAGGCGACUGACCGCGCAAUAUCAGGAAGGCCUCCUGGACAUCGACAUCGAGUUCUCGGACGGGACUCGCACGCCCCUCAGGGAAGUGGCCGUGAGCGAUUACCACCUGCUGGUGGAGAGUCUGGAUCCGGAAGUGGUGGCCUUCGCCCCAAUGGUCGCGUCCCACCAUCCCAGAGUCAUCGCCGUGGGCGAGGGCCGAGGAGACUUCCUCCGGGUGACCCUCCAACUGGCGGACGCGUGUCGACUGCCCAACAGAAGGACCAAGGGCUCUCCGAGGACGCCCGGGGCCCCUCUCGCCACCGCCUCCGUCAACGUCGAGGUCGACUUCGCCUCGAGCGACCUCCACAAUCGGCCCGAAUUCGUGCAGAACGACGGCGGCGGAGGUGCGGUAGGAGGGGGAAGCGGACCGGUGGGUUCCCACCGGGAGAGGAAGUCCGGGAGGGAGGUCGCUCCGGAUCUUCACGACAUCCUGAUCGGAGGAAUGGGCGGCGUCGGCAUUCGCCACGACGGAGGAUCGCGCAUGACGUCCUUGGAGAUCGGGAUGUACGUCUUGCUCGCGGCCUUCUGCUUCGCCAUCGUCGUCUUCUUCGUCUCCUGCGUGGUCUACGCGAGCAAGCUCAAGCCCCAGCCCACGGACUCGCCGAUGCCCGGAAUCCCGGUCCUCGGAGCCGCCAGAGCCGCGGCCAGCCAGCUGGCUCCGGGAAACCGGAGACCCAGGGAGUCGACCACCAACGCCCACGAUUGGGUCUGGCUCGGUAGGGCCACCCUCGAGCGAGCCGCCUGUGCGCCCCAGCAGGUGCGCGUGACCAGCAAUCCGCUCGCCGGGGAAGCGGACGACGAGGCCGCCGAGCUCGGCACCAGCUUCGACAACCCCAAUCACAUCGAGCUGCCCUCGGUUCGGUCCUCCACCUCGGUGCCCAUCGACACCACGACCUACUGCAAGAAGGACAAGCCGCCGUCGCGCGGCUCCUCCAGCAAGGCGAGUCCCCAGCCGAGGGUCUCGUCGUCGGGGUCACGAAACGACAACGAGGACGUUCCCCCACCGCUGCCGCCGCACGGGAUCGCCGCCACGGUGGCGACGGCGACGGCGACGGCGACGGCGACGGCGACGGCGGCGGCGACCGCGACGCCAAACACCGGCCCCGAGGCCAACAACGGAAACGGCAACGACAACGACAACGGCAACGGCAACGGGGAUUACAAGCCCCCGGUACCUCCGCACCGGAACACGGGGGUCACCGCCCACCUCCCGGAGACCCCCAGGAAGCACCACCACAGGGCCUCCAGCGGCGGUCACGGGAACCAUCGGCACGGCAAGCACCACUCCAAGUCCCACUACCGAUCCAAGGCGGAGAACGGCACGCGGGAGGACGUACCCCGGUCCAACGAGGAGGAGUUCGUCGAGCCGAGGAACAACCGGGAGGAGAAGCGGGCCAGAGACCACAAGUCCAAAGAGAUCAAGAGGGCGACCAUCGUGGGCAACCCGAUGCUGGCGAGCCGGGAACAGGAGGAGACCUCGCUGGACGACCUGAACCUGGGCAUGGAUUACGAGCAGAUCAUGCAGUACUUCGAUAACCUAAAGGAGUCGAACGCCUAGGUGUAGGCCGGAUCGGACGCGGACGGCGUCCGAUCUUGCCGGAGCCCUGGCCGAGACGGGCCCCUCCCGCGGGGCUCGCGGCCGUAGGCUAUACUCUAGUCAGCUUCCUAGCAGCACAAGUCGCGCCCCGCGACGCGAUCCCGGCAGCGCCUCCCCGAGUUACGGCGCCGGUGGACGUGGCUCGGUCGACGAGGGCCACGGCCGGCGUAGCUUCCGUGGAUUCGCGCUGUACCUUAGCUUAGUCGUCACCGAUCGCGAGCCCUCGCUCGCGCUACUAGUUCCUUCGAUACAUAUCGACGAUGAUCGACGAAGGAAAGGGGAACCGGCGCUCGCCAAGCGUUUCGUUAUCCGCGACGGGCGGGCGUUCUCGUCGCGCUACGAACCUCUCCGAAGCCGCCACUUGUCCGCCUUGUCACCUCAUCGCCCCGAAUACCCCUCGCCGAUCGUUAAUACUCCGCUGAUGUAUACUCUUCCGCGUUCCCUCGCCUCCACCCCCGGACUCCCCUUCCUCGACCUCU
Messenger RNA from Orussus abietinus, 4454 nucleotides. It is a transcript of the gene dtn, whose product is annotated as transmembrane protein 132E. The transcript has 10 exons. The record is from RefSeq and is a predicted model, not a curated record. Lineage: Eukaryota; Metazoa; Arthropoda; Insecta; Hymenoptera; Orussidae. The coding region runs from base 43 to 3936 and encodes 1297 amino acids.